This is a messenger RNA of Cololabis saira (Pacific saury), 1234 nucleotides long. RefSeq names its product SEC11 homolog A, signal peptidase complex subunit (gene sec11a). The record is from RefSeq and is a predicted model, not a curated record. Gene Ontology annotation, molecular function: serine-type endopeptidase activity. NCBI's taxonomy places the organism in Eukaryota, Metazoa, Chordata, Actinopteri, Beloniformes, Belonidae. Gene Ontology annotation, cellular component: signal peptidase complex; membrane. The coding region runs from base 104 to 643 and encodes 179 amino acids. The transcript is spliced from 6 exons.
AGUCCCGGAUGCGAGAGCCGCUUCUCUUCUGCAUCCAUAUGCUCUCUCCUCCGCGCGCUUUCAUGUGAUUUGGGUGCUUUCUCCUACACAAGCAUUCGCAAAAAUGUUAUCCAUAGACUUUCUGGACGAUGUCCGUCGCAUGAAUAAGCGACAGCUCUAUUACCAGGUGCUGAACUUUGGUAUGAUUGUUUCUUCUGCUCUGAUGAUCUGGAAAGGACUGAUGGUUGUCACCGGCAGCGAGAGUCCCAUCGUUGUUGUUCUCAGUGGAAGUAUGGAGCCAGCUUUCCACAGAGGAGACCUCUUGUUCCUGACCAACCGGGUAGAAGAUCCUAUCAGAGUUGGCGAGAUUGUUGUCUUCAGGAUAGAAGGCAGAGAGAUCCCCAUAGUACACAGAGUCCUGAAGAUCCAUGAAAAGGAAAAUGGAGACAUUAAGUUCUUGACCAAAGGAGACAACAACGCAGUGGAUGACAGAGGGCUUUACAAGCAGGGCCAACACUGGCUGGAGAAGAAAGACGUGGUGGGACGAGCACGGGGGUUUGUGCCAUAUAUUGGAAUUGUAACCAUUCUCAUGAAUGAUUACCCCAAGUUCAAGUAUGCUGUGCUCUUCAUGCUGGGUCUCUUCGUCUUGGUCCAUCGGGAAUGAGGUGCCUAAAUUUCUGCCCUCGAGAAGGAUAAACAACGUCCAGGAAACCUCAGUCAUGCCUUUCAAAACAGAACUACAUUACACUUUGUCAAACCCAGCUGGCUUUUUUGUACAUUUUGUUUGAACAUUUUGUAGAACUAGGGUGUUUACAUAUGAAAAAUACAAGCUUUAAAAGUAUUUUUGUGAGAGAACUAGUUUUGGUUUAGUUUGAAAUUAAUCUUUAUUUGUAAUCUUAGAAUGUGCAGCCACAUUCUUGGAAACAAAUUCUUGUUUCUUUCUUAUUAAAUCCUUGUGAUCGAAAAAUAUGUUACGUAUUUUAUGACAAUUGAAUAUGAAUAUUAAAUAUGAAAUCUGGUUGCCAUCCACAAUGUAUUGUUUAAAUUUUUGCCUCCAUUUUAUUUGAGCCCUUAUUAAUAGAUCUCAGUUUUUAUGUAAAUGAGUCUAGUUCAUUCUCAUAAAACAGUAUUUCUUCUGUUUCCUGUGGUUUAUCAUUUCUGCAUAUGUUUUUGAAAGACCCCACGUGGGAACAUGAGUUUUGUAUCAUUGACACUGUUGAGGAAAUACAUUAAAAUCGAUCUUUUGAAGCAAUUU